AGACCGGAAGCUGCAAAUUAUGAAGGAAAGAUCAAGCCAGAAGCUACGGUGGAUGAAGGGGAUGGGACUAUCACCUCUGGUCUGAUUGUAGGGAUGUGCACAGAUGUACAGAAAGGCUACUUCCGUCUCACCAGGCCUCCAGAUGCAACAAAGAUAAGACCAAAGCUUGUACUUGUAGAAGCCCUGAAGUUUGUCCAGGUCUCAAGUAAAGACUACAAUUUUAAAACAGAUCAACUGAAAUCAAUUCGUCAAGAUAUGACUAUCCAGAACAUAGAGGAUGAACUUUCUGUGCAGGUUUAUGAGUAUCAUGCAAGACUUGCGUUGUGCAAUCGAGAUAUGGCUGAACUUAACUUGUGCCUCACGAAGCUGCACUGCCUCUAUGGGAAUAAGCGGAAUGGUGGCCAUCAUGGUGAAUUUGCAGCUUAUGAUAUAUUGUUGUCUGCGAUUCAAGACAAAAAUACUGAACUGAUGUCUAAACUUGGAAGGCUGUCAAGCGACCUGAAACAGCAAGAAACUGUGAAGCAUGCCAAAGAAGUGGCUCACAGUAUACAGACAGGGAACUAUGCAUCAUUUUUCAAACUCUACAAGGUGGCUCCAAACCUCAAUGGCUACCUGAUGUGUCUCUGCUUUGAGAAGAUGAGAUUUGAAGGUUUAAAAUGUAUGGCAAAGGCCUACGCAACCAAGAUACCUGUUAAAUACGUAUCCAAAAUCUUAGGUUUUGCUGCAGUAGACGGAAGUGUUGAUUGGCUUAAAAGUCAUGGUGCUGUUUUAUCAUCCUUCGAGAAUGGGGAGAUGGCUUUACUGCCAAAGGACUCUACAGCUCUCGUCUCUAAGCCAGAACUUGCUGCUGAUGGUAUUCGUGCUUUCCAAGCCCGCUGAUCUGAACCGCCGGUUGAACUGAAGAAUCACUGAUCAAAACUCCUCUGCUCGGGAAUGGUGCUUGAUAACGCUGAAACAAUGUAGCUCUUGGUGAACUCAUCACUUGUUGUAUGUCCUCCCUGAUGUUACUACUGAAACUUAUCACGGAUCCUGUUGGUUGGCUCAGUAGCUUAGCUAGAACAGAUUUAUUUAUUUUUUCAGCUCUUGGAUCUGCCAUUGCGGCUUGCAUGUGGUUGAGCAAGAAUAUGGGUCCCCAUGUAGUAACAUCGUUAAUAUGUGAAGUAGUUGUCGUGGUA
Molecule: messenger RNA, 1175 nt
Organism: Triticum urartu
Lineage: Eukaryota; Viridiplantae; Streptophyta; Magnoliopsida; Poales; Poaceae
Product: SAC3 family protein A
Cellular component (GO): nucleus
Source: RefSeq, a predicted model, not a curated record